Molecule: messenger RNA, 198 nt
Organism: Anisakis simplex (herring worm)
Lineage: Eukaryota; Metazoa; Nematoda; Chromadorea; Rhabditida; Anisakidae
Source: the annotation of a GenBank genome assembly
AUGGAUAUUUUACUGGGCACAGCAAUUCGUAAGCGUGCAUUGAUAUGCAAAGAUAAUGACGGUGUAACACCAAUCCAUGCGGCUGCAUCCAGAGGACAUUUGGACUGCUUGACAGAAUCUAUUAAACUCAUUAAGUUCAAUGACAUAAAUGUGCUCGACAAGAAAAGCAGGUCUAUCUUUGCUUGUAUCCUUUCGUAG